AUGCCCAAUGGUCAUUCGUUAUUUUUUCCCGAAUGUCCACGCAAACACCCCGUUUACGUACCCCCUUCCGAUUGCUACCAAAUUCACCCUCAGCCUUGGAAUGAAAAUAAGGGUAGUUGCAGCGACCCGGCCGUUUGGGGUCACGUUUAUGAGAAACUGAGUCAUCCGUUGGAAACAAUUAUCGGUACUGAAAAGGAAACGCCGGUGCCGCCGUCGCAGCUUCCGAUGAAAUGUUGUUGGACUGUGUCCGGGUAUAGAUUUUCCAGAGAAAAUGAUUGUUGGCCAAAAUAA
This is a messenger RNA of Macrosiphum euphorbiae (potato aphid), 291 nucleotides long. The record is from the annotation of a GenBank genome assembly. NCBI's taxonomy places the organism in Eukaryota, Metazoa, Arthropoda, Insecta, Hemiptera, Aphididae.